GACGUCGUUUCCUUUUGCGCAUAAACCUUUCCCUCGUCACACACACUACAAUGACAGUGGCAGUACGAGCAAAACCCCCAAACCACAAAGCUUAGCAGCGGUAGCUACAAAGCUCGAAGCUUCUCCAAUGGCGUCCUAUAAGGUUGUCUCUAGGUUAUCGUCCCGAUUACAACCCUUCACAUGCAAUCUCAACAAGACGUCUCUUGCAUCAGAACUCUCUCAGCUCAAAUCGACCCUUCACUCUCAGACCUCCGCUCCUGCUCGACGCAUUUCUCGCCUUUCCAGGUUACCGUCGGAGUUGGGCAGCGUGGGCUCAAUGAUGCCAUUACACAGCGCGGUGGCUUCGGCACGGUUGAUAUCGAGCUUGUCCAUCGAGUCUCAAAGCUGGGGUUUAGUUCCUCAAGGGAUUUCAAUGCCUUUAUGACAGCCUCUCUCCAUAUGAAGGUGUCUCGCAUAGAUUCUGUUUGAUGGCAAUGUAGGUCUCAAGUUGAUAAUUAUCUUUUAUGAUGACUUAAGUGGCAUAAGAUGUUCAACAGUUUACCGGGUGCCUGUGCCUGUUUGUUUUCAUCCCUUUGUUUGAAUGCCUUUUUUCAAGGAGGCUGGAUGCUUUUGUGUUACCAUGAUUGGGUAUUAUUUGCGAGAGGUGCCCAA
Messenger RNA from Prunus mume (Japanese apricot), 651 nucleotides. RefSeq lists its product as uncharacterized. Lineage: Eukaryota; Viridiplantae; Streptophyta; Magnoliopsida; Rosales; Rosaceae. The record is from RefSeq and is a predicted model, not a curated record.